Molecule: messenger RNA, 786 nt
Organism: Suillus fuscotomentosus
Lineage: Eukaryota; Fungi; Basidiomycota; Agaricomycetes; Boletales; Suillaceae
Exons: 8
Coding region: 1-786 (261 amino acids)
Source: RefSeq, a predicted model, not a curated record
AUGUCUGCUUCAAUGCCGCAAAGAUCAACAACAUUUGGCAAUUAUAGCUUUGCGCACAAUCCACCAACCCCUCACAGUAACCAGCACAAUACAGAUGCCAGCUUCGGCUCUAGUCCUCCGGCGAUGGGAGGCAGCAAAUGUGCAUCCCAAAUGCUAGGUCCAAACGAUCACAGUUCAUCCGCGUCCUCGCAACGCAUUGCAACCAUGUCGGAUAGUAUGCGUGCCGUCGUCCCUAUGAUGGCAGAUACCAAUGUUUUCCUAUGGAUGUCAGAUAGUCCAUCGAGCAGAAAUGCUAUUUUACACAGUGGUUCCCCGUAUAAUUCACCAACCCCCCACGAUCUAGGAGGUCCAGAACCUCCAGUCAUCCAGCGACGGGAAGGGUCUACUUAUCUCCACGUUCAUUCCCAAUGGCCGAUCGGCCACACUUUGCCCAUGUCCUCACAAUGCAAUAUGACCACCUCGAAUACGCACUCCGUUGUCCCUAUGAUGGAAAAUCCCAAUGCUGCCUCGUGGGCACCAAACAAUCUCGGGGCCGCUGCCUCACUUGGCUGGCCUGGCGAGUCGCAAUUUGUGCCAUAUCUCCACGAACUAGGAGGUGCCAGCAUUGCAAAUGCCGGGACCGAUUGGCCAUACUUUGUCCGAGCCCUCGCAAUGGGGGAUGACCGCCUCGGAUAUACAUUCUGUCGUUCAUAUGACGACAAAUUCCAACGCUGUCUCGCGGACACCAAACAAUCUCAGGACCUCUGUCUCACUUGGCCCCUCACAAAGCGUGACAUGUGUUCAUGA